GAUUCCGAAGCACAGAAUGGCACGUGCACGAAAAAAACCGUGGAUGCAGAUGGUGCUGGGCCGAUCCUUCCUGUUGAUAAUACUGCUGGCGUCCAUCAGCAGCAACAGUCGCGUUUUGGCGUACACCGACCACGUCAAGGAUGAUCAUCUGGAGGGACCGAACGUUUGCAAGGAAGUGGAUAACAUCCCCAUCACGAUAACGACACCGAGAGAGGAAGCGUACCAGGAACGGUACCAGAAAUGGUGUCUCGGCAUACCGCCCCGCUGUUCGGCGUAUCGCAUCAAGAUCCGAACCGUGAACGAAACGCAAACAAUCAUCAAGCAACGCAUCGUAAAGAAAUGCUGCGUCGGCUAUCAGCUGGACGAGAGUAAAAGCCACUGCGUACCGGAAUGUAAGUCGGGCUGCGUCAAUGGCACCUGCGUCAAUCCGGAUGUGUGCCGCUGUAACAAAGGGUUUGCUGGCAAAACCUGUAAUAUUAGCUGUCCGCCGAAUGUAUGGGGAUCGGAUUGUAAACAACCGUGCAAGUGUCGGAACGGUUCCGUAUGCAACGCCGCGGAUGGGAGCUGUGAGUGUAACCGUGGCUUCAAGGGCCGCUACUGUGAGGAAACGUGCCCGAGCGAUCGGUUCGGGCAGAACUGUGUCGAAAUUUGCCAGUGUGAAAACGGUGGCAAGUGUGACAAUGUGUCCGGGGAAUGUUACUGCGCGCCAGGAUUUACCGGACCACUCUGCACGGAACCAUGCCCCGCCGGUACGCACGGGAAGCAGUGCCAGUCGAAAUGUCGCUGCCAGAACGGUGGUACGUGCGAUCCAGUGACGGGUGAGUGUAUAUGUCCGGCCGGUUACACCGGUACGGUGUGUGCGAACCGCUGCCAGCCCGGCUUGUACGGGCUGGAGUGCGCGAACCGUUGCGAAUGCUUCAACGGUGCCGACUGUGAUCGGGUGACGGGCCAGUGCAUCUGUGCGCCCGGGUUCAUGGGUACGAAGUGUCUCGACUCCUGUACGAACAAUCAGUACGGUAUCAACUGCACGGAGACGUGCCGCUGCUUGAACGAGGCGCUGUGCGAUUCGUCCGACGGUAAAUGUACGUGCCCGGACGGAUGGACCGGGGCGGACUGUGGCGAACGGAUCUGUCCCAUCGAUCGGUACGGGGCCAACUGUACCGGCAUCUGUGACUGCAAGUGGAGCAACACAAAAAUGUGCCAUCCAUGGACCGGGAAAUGUUUAUGCGAACCCGGCUGGAGCAAUAGUGCCUGCGAUAGACCUUGCCGCUUCCUGCGCUACGGGCAGGACUGUCAGCUGACCUGCAACUGCAAGAAUUCCUCUCCAUGUUCACACAUUGACGGAACGUGCUUGUGUAUAUCCGGAUUUAAGGGCGAAAGCUGCGAAGAACCUUGCUCUAACAACAUGUACGGUCAGAACUGUAGCGAACGGUGCCAGUGCAUGAAUGGGGCCACCUGCGAUGGUGAUACGGGUAAAUGCAAUUGCGCACCCGGCUGGCAGGGCAUCAAGUGCGAUAGGCCGUGCGACGCUGAGCAUUAUGGGCGCGAUUGUACGGAAAAGUGUCUCUGCCACAACGGUGGUGUGUGCAAUCCGAUUAACGGGCAGUGCACGUGCCCGGCUGGAUGGACGGGCGAACUGUGCGAGAACAAGUGUACACCGGGUCGGUUUGGGCAAAACUGUCAACAGUUGUGCGAUUGCCAUCUGGACAAUAUUUUGGCGUGUAACGCAACGACCGGACGCUGUAUUUGCAAGCGCGAGUGGGGCGGUGUCCGCUGUGAAAGUCGCUGCCCGCUAGGAUACUACGGUGAAAGCUGUAGCGAAAUUUGCACCUGCCACAACAAUUCGUCCUGCGAUCCGACCACCGGUGCGUGUAUCUGUUCGCGCGGUUGGACCGGGCCCGCGUGUAACGAACCCUGCCCGAAGGGUUUCUUCGGGCACGGUUGCAUGGAACGGUGCGCCGGCUCGCCGGAAACCAAUCGCACCUGCAACCCAAUCACCGGCCAGUACGCCUGUUCGCCGGGCUAUAUCGGGCUGACCUGCGAGCAUCCCUGCUCGUCCGGAUAUUACGGGCAGGACUGCGCGAAGGCAUGCGACUGUAAGAAUGGUGGCGAAUGUAACCACGUCACCGGCGAAUGCCAGUGCACACCGGGCUGGAUGGGUUUGAACUGUACGAAGGCGUGCGAUGACAUGUACUACGGUACGAACUGCAGCCAGCGCUGCAACUGCCACAAUAAUGCCGAUUGCCGUAAGAACGAUGGCGCCUGCAUUUGUAAGGCCGGUUGGAUGGGACACCGGUGCGAGGAGGUGUGUCCGGAAGGGUUCUACGGUAAUCAUUGCAUGUUUACCUGCCAGUGUCCGUCCGGCAACUAUGUGUGCCACGCGGCGAAGGGAUGCGUGUGUAUGGUGGGCUGGACCGGCAAGAACUGUGACGAACGUAUGACGAAUAAGCUUACUCAGGAGAUCGAAUCAGGCUCCACCAGCUUUUCCGUAUUGGCGGUCAUACUGACGGUCCUGUUCCUGUGCAUAUUUGCCGUGAUGCUGCUCUACUACCGGCGUCGCGUCGCUAAUUUAAAGGCGGAAGUAAACCACGUCGUAAACUACAUGACACAGGAGCAACCGAGCCAUUUCGACAAUCCCGUGUACGCCCGUACGGGUGGUGCGAACGGAGGACUGGCAAAUGGUACACUUUCGCCGAACGGAACCAUCGUACCGCCGCUAAAUGCUCGCACCGGUCUGCUGCCGAAAAAUAUAUGCAAUGCCAUGUCCGCGCGUCUUAGACCAAAACAGGACAAGUACAGCUACCCGGACAACGAGUACGGUGUGGAUAAAUCGUACUCCAUUUCACACUACGGUGCGGACAGUUUGAAAAAUUACGAAGCGGACCUAACCAACCCGAACCUGGACCAUGUUUAUGAUGAGAUUAAGUCAAAGGAAUCUUAUGCCCUUGAUGCCGAUCACUACGACCAUCUGGAUUAUUCUCGCCCGGGAAGUUCACACAAGGCGCACUAUUUCCAUAUGCCCGAUGGUAACACCAACCGAAACAUUCCCGGAUCUCCUAACGGUACGCUGAUCGGUGGACCCAUAGCCGGUACAUCCGGUGGUGGUUCACCGAAGGCACUUAAUGUGCUGCGUGAGGCAACGGGCGGGUCUAGCAAUGGCGGUGGCCCCAUCAACAAUCUGUCCGCACCGACCAGGAUGAUGAACAAUUUGCUGCCGGCCGUACCGUCCGUGAUUGAGGCGAAGUGUAGCAACACCGACUCGCCGAACCACGGUAACGAUCUUUCCUCGUCCUCGAACUCAUCCCCAACGCCACCAUCAUUACCACCUUCACCGUCCCAGCAACGUCAGCGGCUCGUACCGAGCGGAGACGAUCUCUACGUGCCCAUGACGGCGGGCGGCUGCGAACCCGGCCCGUCCGGUUCGUCCUCCGAUUCGUCCGAGUUUGGUGGGCUAAACAUACCCAAUCAUCAGCUCAACAUCAAGGAGUAGAAAAACCAAGCUCCCUUCUAGGCCAUCCCGUGCCGCGCUCGGGCCACGUGAAAUCCCUUUUGAGAUACACGCCGGGUGCGCUGUGUUAGCCGUUUUGCCGUGGCUGUUUUGCCCACAAGUUGGCAUUGCAUUUUUGUGUGAUAUAUCUCCCAUGUCCCGUAUGUGUCCCAUCCCCCUCCCCCCCCCUCCCCCUUCGUUUCAGUUCCUUUUCAGUUCGUUCAUUAGUGCCCUUCCCGCCUGCUUCAUCCAUUUCCUUCCUUCAGCCAUUUGUAGUUGUGUAAGGUGUUCAACGGUGUCGGUGUUUUCAUUCCCGCGUUCACUAUCCGUUUACUUUUAGGUGUUUAACUGUUUUUAGGUGAGCCUGUUUCAUCACACCUAUUGCGUCCCAUAGCGUGUGCCUACCCGGCGCGUGUGUGUGUGGAUGUGUGUAUUUAUAGAAUUGUAAUUGUGAUGAAACAAAUGGAAGAAUACACGUUUGCAACGACGGCACAUGGCGAAGAAGGGCGUAGUGCGUACAUCAAACCACGUGCCAAAAUGUAGCGAAGUGAAGAAGCGCAAUCGAAGUUGAACGAAAAAAAAAAGAAACAGUCCGCAAGGCGUAAGCGCGAAUUAGAGUGUAUCAAAACUAAGCAUUAUUGAAUCUCAGCCUGAGCGCGAACAGGAGCAAUUCUAUUAUCGAGCCUUUGCAACUUGGUGUCGCAAGGAGCAAACGCAUCGUACCACGCGGAGCGAUGGGUUAGAAAAGAGCGACCCAGAACUGAUUUUAAUCUUGUUUGUUUAUUUUUGCGAGUGUAUGUGUUUUGUGUGUUUUUCUUUAAAUUCCAAUUCUUCACAACGAUAUCAUGCGUGUAGAUGUGGAACCGUUAGUGUUUCAUAGUAAGAGUGUAGAGAAAUACAUUGUUUUAAUUCGUUUUUGUAUUAACGCAAUAAGGUAUGAUCCUUGAUACGAUUUAUGUUGUCAGCAACUGCCACUAUUUCGAGGGUUUGAUUGGGAAUCUUUCCCGCUAGGUUCCGUCUGUCGCGUAUGCAAUUGCUAUCUUCAUAACUGUUUUCCUAUAAGAAAUGGUUAGGUGAAAAGCUAGAAGUAGCAGUAUAAGUUACUAUGAGAGGGACAAGGAAAACGUUUCCUGUUUUGUUUGUUCGGAUGGAGGUAGCGUCAAUUAUAUUACAACAAAGCACGAUUUCAAAUCCCUUUUAUUGUAAGUACCGGUUUUCAUUACAUAAAUUAUCUCUGAAUGAUCACAAUUCAAGGAAAUUCGAUGAAUUGUUACCUUGUAUGUGCACUAUGUAAUUAAAUUUCAUAGGAUUUCGUCGAUCUUUACUGCUCUUCUCAUCGUUUUCGGCGCAUCCAUUCGCUGCAUGGCUAAUAAAUGCACGGGUGACAUUUAAAUUAGUUUAAUGAAAAUAUUGCAAUCAUAUAAAGCAGCAAAUCGUUUGACAAUGAAAAUCAUUAGAGCAAAAUGAAACAUUUCUCCCCGAACUAUAGCUGUAGCUUUUUGUAAAGUCAAGGACGAACAUAAGUAAUGCAUUUGAAGUGAGAAAACCGUAAACGAAAAGUGCAAAAAAAAAAAUACACAAACACACACAAAACACGGUAAGCAAUUUGAUAGAAUACAAAAGUUUUCGAUAAGAUUAUUUUCUAGAAGAAAAAUAAAACAAUACAAGGAAAAAGGAUAAAUAAUGUUCAGGAGAAACGGAAGGGAACUGUGAAACAUUCAUAUUUAACGAGCGCUCGAUUCGAUUCGAUCGUGAAGGCGAAGAGAUGGAAAACAGAUUCUCUGCUUUUUUUUCUGUACUACAAAUUUCUAAUCAUGUUAAUGUGUUAAGCUAAGCGUUAAGGUUAUCUUUAAAUAUGUGAAUGGCGUGUGGCAUGUAAAAAUCGAACUGGAUUGAAUAUUGAACAAUAAACGAAAUUAGAUGAAUUACUAUUUACUG
Molecule: messenger RNA, 5425 nt
Organism: Anopheles moucheti
Lineage: Eukaryota; Metazoa; Arthropoda; Insecta; Diptera; Culicidae
Gene: drpr
Product: protein draper
Exons: 10
Coding region: 17-3490 (1157 amino acids)
Molecular function (GO): protein binding; scavenger receptor activity
Source: RefSeq, a predicted model, not a curated record